AUGCUGUUUUCGUUCCUUUAAUUCCAACAGUACAAUGGGCGUUAUGCAAAUUACGAUGUUUAUGAUGAAGGACAGAGUAGUGUUUCUGAAGGAGCGGACUCGGAUGAAAGAGGAGAUAGCGAAGAAGAGAUGAGAAAGUAUACGCAGAAGGGUCAAUAUGGUCCAGUUGAGGGUUUUGACGGACAAGCAGUUGGGGAAGAAUUGUACUAUUUUGGCGCUAUUCAUCUUGAUCAGUUUCGCGUUCGAUCAAUUCUACAUCACUUCCCACCUCCUAUGGCGUACCAUCGGUUACCACCCAUUGAAAAAGCAGCUUAUCUUUUUUAUGUGGCCGUAUACAAAAAGCCGUACAACGAUAUUGGCGACUUCCAUCGUAAAUUUAAUCGCGAGUAUUACAAGUACACAUGUGAAGGCGACUCCGAUAACAUUGCAUUGUGGAAGAUAUGCAAGUCAAUGCAAGAUGAGUAUCAUUCGAAAAGGUUAGAGGAGUCCCAAAAGGCAUAUGAAGCCAGUCAGCGGCAAUUAUUCAGUGACGAACGGGACAGCGUUGAUGGUAUGAGUGAAAGGGCAAGCAUGGAAGAUAAUCAUGACGACCGAACAUCGGAUAUAUUGAGUGUCGACUCUACUCAACGAGCUCCACUAAAGCAUCGAGUACCACACGCUUUCGUCACAUUUGGCCCAGGAGGCAAGAUGGUAACUGUGAUUCCGGAUUCUUCUGUAUCUGUGGUGCAGAUUGAUGACGUUAAGACGGUAGUUACUGACCCUCACACGGUUAGGCUCAUCGACAGUCCGCUCUUAGUCGGCCAAACACCAGCACACUCCGUGCGCCUUUAUAUUGAACAUCAUAUUAAACGAAUACGAAGUGGGAACCUGGCAUUUGAUAAUACUCGUUAUGACGAAGUUAUAGAUUGUUUAUUGAUAUGGCAAUCGCUUGGUGUUAUUGUGCAGCAACAAGGGCGUGUAACGGGCCCAGAUUUGGCACGCCUUUUGGUUGAAGCGAGCACUAUUUCCUCUCGAACGGUUUCGUCUGCUCAACAAAAUAAUUCACAUCGUGAAAGAAGCGCAUCGCCAGCUGAUAGCACAUCGACAGCUAAUGGAUCAGCUAAGAAUAACGUUGUUGUGGAUGCACGUGCUUAUGAGCGAUUCACUGAGCUGCUUCUCGGAGGACACAUAACGGAAGCGAUAGACAGCGCGCUUAAAAAUGGACUUUAUGCCGACGCAAUUGUAUUGGCUCGACGAUUAUUGGCUCAUGAUACCACAAAAUUGGCAGAAAUUGAGGAACGCUUUAUUGCUACUCGACCGCAGUGUAACCCAGUAGUGACGCUCUUUUCCGUGUCCAGUAAGAAGCUUGUCCCCAUUCUAAUGAAUCCAACCGGUGAUGAUUCUGAUAACUGGCGCACCCAUGCUGCUAUUAUUCUCGCUAACCUGACAUCGUCCGAAGCUAUGGAAACUGUGUAUGACCUUGGAAAAGCGUUGGCUAAACGUGAUUACAAUUGUGCAGCAGAUUUCUGUUUCUUAGCGGUUGCUGUUCUAGCUGGUGUAAAUCCGUUCAAACCAGCUUCUUCAUUAGCACGAUUUAGAAUCACUACAAUGUUGUUAUGGGUAGGGUUUGUCACCUUAGUCACUCUAUUCGUUCUUAUGACAAAUGCAACACAUGAGUUCAGAUUCUCCCUUGCUGAUUUUCAUGCUACUGAGAUUUUUGACUAUGCUAUUCGACUCUCGAAUGAUAGUGCCUAUUCACCUCUUAGAGAGUGCAUUGAAUAUCAGCAGAAGCGUCUGCAAUACGCUCAUCUCAUUGCAGAUUUCGGAGGAUUUGCAACAGAUGCGUUUAGAUAUUGUGUGGAGGUCGCACGUGAAAUAUGGAAUUACUACCACUUGUUUCCCAGUGACGUGCUAAACGAUCUAUGUGAUCUGGCUGAUAGGUUGGACGCAUGCCAUCCUUAUAUUCUCAGCUCUUUGCCUCAGAAUACAUCUUAG
Messenger RNA from Angiostrongylus costaricensis, 1974 nucleotides. The record is from the annotation of a GenBank genome assembly. Lineage: Eukaryota; Metazoa; Nematoda; Chromadorea; Rhabditida; Metastrongylidae.